Molecule: messenger RNA, 2757 nt
Organism: Aedes albopictus (Asian tiger mosquito)
Lineage: Eukaryota; Metazoa; Arthropoda; Insecta; Diptera; Culicidae
Exons: 1
Coding region: 1-2757 (918 amino acids)
Source: RefSeq, a predicted model, not a curated record
AUGACCAGCGAGUUGAAGGAUCUACUGAAGCAGGAGCGGCAGCUUCGCAACACCGUCGAUGGAGUGCGGAAGUUCAUUGCCAAAUAUAAGCCGGAAAAACAUCUUGACCAAGUGGAAGCCCGACUAGACAUGCUGGAAAUUGCUAUGAAGCGGUUUUACGUAGUUCGCCGGAGAAUCGAUGUUCUUUUGGAAGAAGCCGAUGAAAAACAAGUGUCCGAAUCAAAGGAAGAUCCAGACGAGAAGGCCAAGACUCUAGCAGAUCUUAUUGAGAAGCGGCAGACCGAGAGCUUCGAAUUGGUUGAAAUGGUUGAGGAUACCUACUGCGAGCUGAAAGCCAAACUGUGCAAACUGUCAGCUACUGCAGAUCCUCCUGCAGCGACCGGUCAGCAGGCAGCUCCCACUGCUUCCAGUGCGAUUUCCAGAGUGAAGCUUCCCGAAAUCCGUUUACCUAGCUUUGGAGGUCGCAUCCGUGAAUGGGUCACAUACCGUGACAUGUUUAGGAGUCUGAUCCAUCGGAAUGACCAGUUGACAGAAAUGGAUAAGUUCUCCUAUCUACGUUCGUCCCUAACCGGUGAAGCGUUGCAAGGAAUUUCGUCGAUUGAGAUGACUGCUGCCAACUACCCUAUAGCGUGGGACAGCCUCCAAGAGCGAUAUGAGAACAAAAAGCUCAUCGUCAAGGCACAUCUUGAUGCUUUGUUCAGCGUGGAAUCAAUGAAACGUGAAAGUUAUGAAGCGUUAAGCCACGUUAUCAACGAAUUCGACAGAAACCUACAGCAGUUGACGAAAAUCGGCGAAGACACGACCGGGUGGAGCACAAUAUUGGCUUACAUGGUGUGCUCCAGGCUUGACACCACCACGCUUCGUCAAUGGGAGUCGCAUCACUCUUCUACAGACGUCCCUGGCUACGAAGAUUUGAUGGAAUUUUUGCGAAAGCAGGCCUCCGUUCUGCAGUCUUUGUCGUCGUCGAAGCCGAGCCAGCAGAUCGAGUCUAAGAAGCCUAGAUAUACGGUUAGUCACGCCACAUCGCAAUCUCCGAGAAAUUGUCCGUUUUGUGGGGAGAGUCAGCAUUCAGCUUUCAGAUGCCAGAAGUUCCUGAAGAUGAAGGUCCAAGAGCGUUACGAGAAGGUGAAACGGAGCGGAUUGUGCUUGAACUGUUUUUCGUCGUCUCACAUGGUUCGAUACUGUACGAGCGGAACUUGCCGGAAUUGUCACCAACGGCACCACACCCUAUUGCACAUCGGAUCAACCAACAGCGGAGCAGCGUCCCUGCCGGCAGCGACUGGUUCCUCCGUCCCACUUGUACAGAACCGACCACAAAAAGCGAAUAAUCAGAACACACAAGCUCAGAAUCAGACCACACCCACUCAAAACCCUGGAUUACUCACGAACUCACACCCAAUAGCCAGUACAAGUUCGCAUCAACCACAUUCACACCCAUCACACGCCACAGAUCGCACACUAGUUACGCAAACAAACUCACUACCCUCCAGCGCACCCUCGCCCACUCGGCAAGUGUUGCUGUCUACCGCUAUGGUGAUAGUAACCGAUCGAAAUGGCAACUCGAAAAUUGCUAGAGCUCUUUUGGACUCCUGUUCAGAGUACUGUUUCGCCACUUCAAAGUUCUGCCAAGGUCUGAGGUUGGCCGGAGCGGACAGCCAUCUCGCAGUUUCUGGAAUUGGUGGCUCCGUUGUACGGUCGUCGAAGAUGGUCGAAGCAGAUAUAUCUCCACGGUUCCCCAGCAUAUCGUCGUAUAUCGAAACCGUUCAGCUUCACGUUCUUCCCAAACUCACUGCUACAUUACCAGUUGAUCGAGUUGAUGCUGGAUCGUUAUUAGUUCCUGAAGACAUUGUUUUGGCGGAUCCUGGAUUUCACGAGCCCGGGCCAGUAGAUUUGAUCAUUGGCGCCGAGUUUUAUUUCGAUCUGCUGAAGGAAGGCCGCAAGAAAAUGUCGGAUGAUGGACCCACCUUUCAAGAAACCGUCUUUGGAUGGGUAGUCUCUGGUCGUGUUCCUGGCAAAGCGGAGGAGGUUUCGAGAGCAGUGGCUUACUUGUGUUCAACGGUGGAUCUUCGAGAAUUGUUAACCAAGUUCUGGGAAUUGGAGUCCUGCUACCACAAGAGCACACUGUCCGUCGAAGAAUCAACGUGUGAGGAGAUUUUUCAGCGAACUACAGUGCGAGAUGAAGAUGGAAGGUUUGUCGUGACGCUUCCCAAGAAGCAAUAUGUCAUCGAUCAGCUAGGAGACUCCAAAACAACUGCACUUAGGCGCUUCUACGGACUGGAACGUCGUUUCGAGAUGAACAACACGCUGAAGGCUUUGUAUUGCGAUUUCAUUCAAGAAUACUUGGCCAUGGGUCACAUGCGCGAAGUCUCUGCUGAAAUUUGCGAACGUCCAUCGUACUACUUGCCACAUCACGCCGUCUUGAAGCCGGAAAGUACGACAACGAAGCUGCGCGUCGUGUUUGACGCUUCAUGCCGCACCUCUACUGGAGUGUCACUGAACGAUGGAUUAAUGGUCGGACCCGUCGUCCAGGACGAUUUGUUGUCGAUUAUCCUACGGUUCCGGUUCCACAGAUUCGUUGUUGUUGCGGACAUUGCCAAAAUGUAUCGCAUGGUCAACGUGUGUCAAGCCGAUCAGCCUCUUCAGCGCAUUCUUUGGCGAAGCUCGACCAGCGACCCUGUGAAGGCCUACCAGCUUACUACCGUUACGUAUGGUACUAGCUCUGCUCCGUACCUUGCAACAAAGUGCCUUCAACAGUAG